Molecule: messenger RNA, 1490 nt
Organism: Pelmatolapia mariae (spotted tilapia)
Lineage: Eukaryota; Metazoa; Chordata; Actinopteri; Cichliformes; Cichlidae
Exons: 3
Coding region: 1-1239 (412 amino acids)
Source: RefSeq, a predicted model, not a curated record
AUGUUCAAGCAGCAGGUGCCAUAUGUCCCCAGCCCCUGGCACUGUGAGAGCCCAAAGAUCACAUACUGCUCACUCACACACAUCAUCACCCAGGGCUCACAGAUCACAGCCAGACAGAUGGAUCCUGAUAGCUGCUUGGACUGUGUUAGAGAUGACCUGCUGAAACUGAAUAGACUAUUUGAGAGAGCCCCGCUCAGGCUCUCUAUGCCAGCUCCCCUUUCCCUGCUAGUUAGCCCAUGCAGUAUGAAAAGUUUACACCCAUCCAGACUGGACCUGUGGCCCCCUGAGGCCUCAGGCUGUGAGGCAGGGCACAUGUCUCCUGUCCCCAACAUCGUGUUGACAGAGUGCUGUCCUGCUUCGCUCACAAACUCAGAGGAUUCUGUCAGAGAUUUAGGGAAUGACCUUGUGGAAGAGACUCAAUCACAAGAUUGGACUGGUCAUCAUUCAGUCGGCAAGACUAUAAUUUCAAGGGGAAAGCAUUCAGGGGGAUUUGAAAGUCCUCCACAACGAGAACAGUGUUCGGAUAGUGAAUUCGAACAGGAAGUUGCCCUGCUGGUGACAGAUCUGGACAUGAGAGUGGUGUCUCCUCUUGAGGUACAAGAGCUCAGUGAGACUAAAGGAGAUGUUCUUCACACUCUAAUCAUCUCACCGCAGACUAAGGAACUGUCUGAAACUCAGCUGAGUCACCGGCCUCUGCUAGUGCUCUUCAAGGUACAAAAAACUGUCAAAGAGGCCUACGAACUGCUGUAUUCCCUUGUGGCGUCAUUCGAAUUAAAAUUCUCCCAUGCCCCAGACCAGCAGAUGUCUCUAGCUGAGGCUCUCAGAAGUGGCAUAGAGACAGGGGCUAGCAUGCUGACAUUUCACCACAAACCUGAAAUUAGAUUAAUACCUGAGAUACAGCUGAGCUCAGUAAGCAGUACUCUUAACUCUAAUGAGUCAACUAGGUCUGCGGACACUCAGAGGAGAAUGACAGAAGAUGUCCGACGCACCACCUACAAGAGGCUGGACAGCUUGGAGGAGACUAUUCGAGAGCUGGAAAACACAUUGAUAGAGAUCAGUGGUCAUGCUACUAGAGAGCAGCUCUACAGUCAGACAAUCAUCAACAGUAGCCCCGUACCGACGGCUGGUAGUCAAACUUCUGAGGCAAAGAAGCCACCACUCCCACCCAAGCCGUCUGCCUCGAGUCCAUCAUCAAUCCAGGUUUAUUGCUUACACCUCCUGUGUCCAUUCCUGCUCUGAAGCAGCAUCCUCUUUUUUCUUCACCUCUUCUCUGUGGAUGGCUGUUGGAAAUUCACUUUCCAGCUUCUGAUGUCUGCUCCCUGAUUAAAUCGGCAUGCGACUGUAUUUGAAAUCGAAACCGUGCAGAGGGGACAGACAGCAGACUUCCUACCUACUUGUCUGUUCUGUGAUUAGUGCUGGGGCUGCUCUCCUGCUGAGCUCAGAGUUGUUAAUUGUUUUUUAUUGAUCUGUCCUGGUAUCUCCUAUCUGUC